GACGCUGCAUGGCUGCGGAAAACGGAUGUUGCGUAGCUGGAGGACGCUAAAGUUUUGAACCGUUUUGAGCGGCGGAAUCAGUGCUCAGGGGAACGCCGCUUUUUGGUUAAGUUUUUACAUGUUCACUAACAGUGUGCCCUGUUUUAGCACGUUCUCGUUCUGCUCGUGAAAGCCAAACGAAACCGUAAGAGAGGAAAGGACGAGCGUUACGUUUGCUCGCUUUAGCUCGGCUAACGAUCACCAUGAGCAAAUAUGAGCUGUCAUCGGAGAGACUGGACACUGAGUUUGACCAUUUUCUGCUGGACAUGAAGCCAUAUGUCCUCAAACACCCAAGCAAGACAGAGCGUCAGCGCUGUGCCCAAUGGAUAAAGAAGCUGUGCGACCCAGCCACAUGUGGUUCAGGUCUGAUUGGUCGCAAGAACCGCAACAUGUAUGCCCGUUUGCUCCUUCAGAUGCUCAAAAGAGGGGUCCUGGAUGGGCCUUUCACCAGCAAACCAGAGCCAGGAAGUCUUAAAACACUUCCUACAUACAUGUCCAUCUACUUUGAUGAGCCACUGAGCAGCCUGAGUGUGGAGCACGGUGUUAGAAGCCUGCCCGACUGGGUGACGGGGGAGCUGAGUGGCUGUUCUGAUGACAGUUUAACAAUGGAUCUGUUUAAGGACAAACCCAGUUCUACACCUGUUAAAGAUCAUCACAGGAGAAGGCCAUAUGAGGAUAGGGCAGCAUCACGACCCGUGUCUUCCAGUCCACUGAGACAAUCACCCAGACAAGUUACAAGAAUGGUGGAUGGGGAGCCAAACCAUAUAUCUCCCGAUGACAGUGACCUGGAGGCUCGUCUCAACAGCUGGAACCUGGGGAUUGAGAAGCCAAGGUAUUUGCGAGAGGAGCCCGUUCCCUUGUCACCAAUUUUCAAGUCAAGCUUUGGGGGGAAGAGUAACUUGGCCAGUGAUCAGGGUGCACAACUGUUACAGAGCAAAGAGACCGAGAUGAAGAUCAAAGUGUUGGAGGCCAAGCAUCAGGAGGAAAAACUGAAGAUGCAGCAGAGACACGAUGCAGAGGUUGAGAAAAUUCUGGACCGAAAAAAUGGUGAGAUUGAGGAGAUUAAGAGCCUUCACCGGACCAAGCAAAAAGAAUCAGAGGAGACGAUCCGUAAGCUGGAGAAGAAAGUUCAAAGUGUGCUGCGAGAAUCCCAGGUCAUCUGCGAGAGCAAAGAGAAGCAGAUUGCAGAGCUGAAGAAGAUGUCGGAUCAGAGCGCCGACUCUUUAAAAAACGAGUGGGAGAAGAAGCUGCAUGCUGCCGUGACAGAGAUGGAGCAGGAGAAGUUUGAAUUGCAGAAGAAACACACACAGAAUAUCCAGGAACUGCUGGAGGACACCAACAUCCGACUGGCUAAGAUGGAGUCUGACUAUAAUGCACGAUCACAAGCAACUGAGCAAACGAUGAGAGAGCUCGAGCUCCGGGUGAAACAGCAGUCAGCAGAAGUGGAGAAGGGCAACACGCUGCGUCAGAAAGUGACACAGGAGAAGGCUGAGCUGGAGAUCCACAUUGCAUCUAUCAGCACUGAACUCCAGGAGGCCAACAGACGGAUUAUGAUCCUGCAGAAGGAGAAGGAGGAGCUGAGCGAGCAGCAUGAGCAGGCCACGCAGAAGCUCCAAGUCAAGUACGAGACCGACUUGAGCCACUUGCACCAUGAGCAUGCUCUCUCGGCUGCUAAGGCCUCUGAGGUGAUGGCAGAUUUAGAGAAAACUGUGGCUCAGAUCAAACAGCAGCUCGAGGACAGUGAACAUCGAAGACACCAACAAGUCAGGGAUCAAGAGAUGAAGUUUCAGCAGGAAAAAGAUGAACUGCUGAUCAGCUGUGAGAAAAAGGUUUUGGCACUUCAAACUGAGGCAGAGAAGGAAAAGGCAGAGGCUAAAAGGAAGAUAGCCAAACUGGAAGAAGCACUCAGGGAGAAGGAGAGCCAGCUGGACAGAGCAAGGGAGAGCCAAAGACAGCACAUCCAGCAGGCAGAUAUGGCGCUGGAGCAGUUCAAGAAACAGGUGGAGCUCAGCUCUGAGAAGGCCUACGCUGACAUGAAACUGCAGAUGGAGAAGGUAGAGGAGGACCUGAAGCGCUCCAGGUCCCUCAGGGAGAAGCAGGCCAAAGAGUUCUCGCAGCAACUCGACGACCUCAGACAGAAGUUCGAGCAGCAGAUGGCUGAGCAGCGCAUGCAGCACGAGCAGGAGAGGACGCGGCUACAGCAGCAGCACAGCGCGGAAAAGGACAGCCUGGUCCAGGAGCACCAGCGGGAGGUGAGCAGCCUGGAGAGGCAGGCCAGGGCCGCCCUACAACAGCACCACCAGCACACCCAGGAGUGGAGGAAGCGCGAUGCCCAGACAAUUGCAGAUUUGGAGGCCCAGUUGUCAGAGCUACGUGAGGACCUCAAGAAGGCCCAUGCCCAGCAUAAGCAGCAGCUGGCCGAGAUGGCGUUGCUCCAGGAGGAGGAAAAGCAAAGAGCAACCCUGGACAAGCAGGCAUCCCUGGACCGGCUCGAGAGAAACCACCAGCAGGAGAAGGAUGCUGCACAUGAGAAGACCAACAGCAGGCUGAAGCAGAUUGAGAGGGAGUACAGUCAGAAGCUUGCCAAAUCUGCCCAGCUUAUUGCGGAGCUACAGACGUCUGUAUGUGAUUCAAAGGAGGAGGCGAUACGUCUGCAGACGGCAAUGGAGAAGCAGCUAAAAGAGGCCAGUGCUCGCUGGGAAGAGGAAAGAAAGACAGUAACCCACCAUGCCGAUCAGACCCACAAGGCUCUGCAGGAAAAGGUGGAAAGUCUACAGAGACAGCUGCACUUGGCAGAGAAGAAUCUGCUAAGCAAAGAGCUGGAGACUGAAGAGAAGGUAACCAUGGUGCAUAAGGAGUAUGAGGAGAAGAUCAAAGGUCUGAUGCCGGUGGAGCUCAGGCAGGAGCUGGAGGACACAAUCAGCUCACUGAAAGCUCAGGUUAACUUCCUUCAGAUGAGAGCCUCUUUGCUACAGGAAGACCUGGAUGCCUGUCGCAGCAGCAGGUAACAGCACGGUAACGUCAGGCUGAUCUUCCGCCCGGACAUGAAGGACGGCGUCGCCGAUCAGGUGUGAGCACUGUUGGCUGUUACGAGUAUUUCACACACCUGCCACGUCAUCUUUUACUUUGAAAGACUGUUUUUCUUUCUCCAUUGGUUUAACAUCUGAAAUAUUUAUUCAUUGUCAGAUUUUCGUUUUGUCUUGUUCAAAAAAAAAUUCUCAUGUUUUUAGCUUUUUGUAUUGUUGUUUUUCAUAUCAUUAUUAACUUGAUGUUAUUGAUGUUUUUUUAAAUAUAUCAACUGCUUUUAAUAAAACACUUUGCUUCAGUUUUCUAUUGUCCUCCUAUUAUUUUUUCCUUAUUCCGAGCAUGUUUUUCAUCUUCUUCAAAUACCUCAUAAUUAAUCCCUUAUUUAGGGGGAGCUGUGCCAUUGCCUUUGUUUUUCAAUGACCACAAAAUGCAUGUUAACCAAGAUUAGCUGUGUAACUACAGUCCCAGACCUUGAAAUCCCAUCUCCCCAUCACUGUUUAGCAUUGCCUUUCUGCUUAAGACCCCAUUUGAACUGUAAAGAGUAGUUGGGGGGGUUUGUGGUUGUUUCAGAUAAAGACCGCCGCAAGUCGACUGUUUGAAUCUCAGGCCAAAGGCUACAGUCCUCGGCCCCAGUGUUUCUGCCUCUGCGCACCACUUUGUGUUUUUACCAGCGGCUCAAACCCAAGCCGAUGAUGGAGUCCGCAAAAUGGUCACCCCGUCUCCAAAGUCUCCAGCUCAGAGGCUUUUUGAUGAUAAUAACAUUUGGUGGCUCCAUAAUGAGCCAUUGUCUGUUGGGUGCUCUGUAUGCUAGGUGAGGAAUGCAUGGGCUCGAAUUGAUUUUUGGACAGUUUGGAGGUGUUAUUAAAUCCCUUAAAUCAGAUUGGAUUUCAAAGAGAGGCGUCUGCACGUAUUUGCACUGGAACGGCUUUUCUUCUGACGCCCGCAGUUCGCGUGUUGCCGUUGUCCGUGACCUUUUUCCCGCUGUCUCCAAAUGAAACACGAUUCCCUUUGCUCUGUAUUUAUUUGAUGUGCUGAUUCUGCUGCCCAGGCAGAGACAGAGGAGAAGAAGAAUAGAAAAAAAGAGACAGAAAGGAGAGAGGAGUGUCAAACCAGCAGGAAUUUAGUCUUUCAGCACAAAGCCUUUGUAGAGCGUGUUGUUUCUGGACGACGUGCACAGAGGAAACAUAGCUAUUACAACACAGCAUCUUCAGCGCAUGCCUGUACAUCUAAGGAAGUAUGCGAAAGGGUGGUUUGCAUGGUGUUUGUAAUUACAUUGCCUCUCCUCUCAUUGACAGUGUCUGGGGUUUUGCACGUUAAAGUGCAUUAUUAUUAUUGCAUAGUUUUAAAAAAAGAAAAAGUGCCGAGGGUUUUCGUGUCUCUGGGAGCACCCAACCCAAAUGAAAGUACUUUAUACAUCAUUUCCAACCACUUACAGAGACAAGUUUUAAUAGCAGGGACUGUAUGUGAACAUGGCUGCUGCUCAGUAUUCAAGUUAGGUUGGGACGUGGUACUGAGCUCCUGAGUCUUUAAAUUUCAGGUAGAUCAGCUGGUGUCUUUGAUCAAAUUUAAAAAGAAAACUUUCAUCGAUCCAUCACAGAUUAGCUUUUAAAAAGUUGGCGUGUUUCAUGGCCAGUGAGUGUUGUAAAAGCACCCGGCACACAUCCUCUCGUCUUAGCCAAAAAAAAUGUUUUUCUGGGCCGUGAGCGUGCACAAAUUGUUUCAAAAGCAGAGCAAGAUUUUGACUUUCCAUCUUUGGCUGCGGUACACAAAUUCAUUCUCAUGUAAUUCUGAGACAGUCAGAUGGGAGACAUUUGAUGAACUAACACAGAAUCAUCCAGUCUUACAGAUGCUGACAGUGCAACACUGGUUUAAAAAAUCUUGAUAGUUGUUAAUAAGUAAUAAUGAUAACAUUGGUUGUGUUCUUGCAUUGCUUCAACGUUAGCUACUCAUACAUUUAUGUACAGUCCCCAUAAACCAUUACCUACUUACAUAUGUUCAGUAUGGGACCAUUUUGAAGGGGGUAAAGACCUCAUAAUCGUGUCCUUGUUGCACCAUUUUCUACAGGAAUUGUAUUUCCUUUCCACGUCUCUUUACUCUUAAUGCUCAAAUAUAAACUCAUCUGCCGCUUUAUUAAGGACAUCUUACCUUCAGAAGUGCCUUAAUUCUUCAUGACUGGAGGUUCUGGAAACAUGACAUGACAGCAUCUCUCACUUGCUGCAGCUGACUAUUGGAUUGAGAUUUCCAGCCUUUAAAGGCCAUUUGACUAACAUGAACUCAAUGUCAUGUUCAAGAAACCAGAUGAUUUGAGCUUUGUGACAUGGUGUGUUAUCGUGCUGGACGCAGAAAUCAGAAGAUCGGCACACUGUGGUCAUAAAGAGAUGGACAUGAUCGCCAAGAGUGCUCAGGCAGGCUUAAACGAUUCUUACUUUGUACUAAGAAAGAAAUCCCCCACUACAUUCCACCACAACCAGCAGUGUGAACCAUUGAUAUAAGCCAGGAUGGAUCCAAGCUUUAUGUUGUUUACUCCAACUCCACUGCUCUAAACCUACUAACCCUACCAUUGGCAUUUUGCAGCAGAAAUCACGACUCAUCAGAGGCAACAUUUUUCCAAUCUUAUCCAGGUGAACUGUAGCCUGGGUUUCAUUAUAUUAUGGCAGGAGUGGCACCUGGUGUGGUCUUUUGCAGUCCAUCUGCCUCAAGGUUCGACAUGUUGUGCGCUCAAAGAUGCUCUUCUGCAUACCUCAGUUUCAACAUCAACAGGGCAUUUUCUCCCUGAAAACUGCUGUUCGCUGUGUGUAAAAAUCCCAUCAAAUACUCAUACCAACCAUGCCACAAUCCAGCUGACUUAAAUCACCUUUUGUCCCCUUUCUGAUGCUGAUUUUGAACUUCAGCAGGUGUCCUCAGCAUGUCUAACACGCCUAAAUGUGUUGAGAAGCUGAUUGGCUCAUUAGAUAUUUGCGUUAACGAGCAGUAAAACAGGUGUACUUACUGAAGUGACAGUGAGCCUGUAUAAAUUCAGCUUGAUUUAUAGUUGCGCCUUAUGAGGUUGCACGCUAGCUACAGAGCCUUGGUACAUAAAUACAGAAACUAAGCAGCGUGUCACGACUAAGGCAGCUUUAGAGAAAACCUUACAUAAACAACGUAAUUAUGACAAAUGUAAGGAUUAACACGAGGCACCAUGCAACGUGAAGGAAAGAAUGUAAACUUGGGUUGUGUGAGGCAUGGGGGGAUUAAAUUCAAUAUGGUUGUAGUGUUGCUCUCAUCCAUUGAAGUGUAACAGUGAACUAAAAAUCUGAAUCAGCAAGAGUCCCAUUAACCCCAAAAUUGACGUCAUCACUGUAACUGACGCAACCGAGCCGACACACGUGGUAUUUAUUAGCUGCUGUUUCCUGAACCUGCGCCUGCUGAUGGGUAUUUGCUUCAAACGGUAACAAUAUCUGCGUCCUCUUUUUACCUUUACAUCAAAAAGAGAUGUUUUACGCCCGGAUAUUGUCUCCUGGGUGAUUUUUUUUUUUUUACUGUAAACACGAGAACUGACAGAAGUAGGUGCAAAUUUUUUUUUUUUAAAAGUUGGAGAUCAAGCCACAUCUGGUUUAACCUCUGCAUAAAGAUCAUCUAUAAAAAAUGUCAAACACCCACUCCCGAGUCUGUCAUUAGAAAGAGGGCUGCAGACGCGGUUAGACAAUAAGACGGGCACUUUGUUUGAAGCAUACGGAGCUAUUAAGGUUGGCUGUAGAUCUAAAGGUUAAUGUGUUCUUGGGCUUAUUUAGCAGAAGCCCGUUUUCCUCAUUUACACCCAAAUAGGCUCCAGCCAUAACCUUUCCUUUAAUCUGUGUUAUUACUCGGACAUAGUUUCACUCUAAUUGAUUGUCCACCAACCAAAUUACCUCCAUAAUUGUGCUUGUGUAAAUACAAGCCAUGAAUGUCAUUUCCACAGAGCCGACAUGGCCCCAUUAAGGAUCAAAGCCCUCGCUUCCUCUCGGCUAUCUCCACAUCAGACAAGCGGACUGUUAUGUGACAACAGUGAAGGGCAGUUAGGCAGCUCCAGAGGUUUGCACUCAUCCACCGUGUUCUUCCUUGCUGCUGCUGCCGCUGCUCACGGCUGAUGUGUGACGCUCGUUCAGCUGAGAUUCCGGCUGAUUUUUAACGGGGCUCGCUUCAGCUGGAGGUUUUGGUGUUUCGCUGUCCUAAUGAGGGUUUUCUCGAGCGCGUGGGAAUUUUAAAUGCCGCCGCAGCCGAGAUCAAAAGUGCUGCAUGUCACUGAAUCUGAAAUGAUGCUGUUUCUCUGUGCAGAUGAACCUUAAACUGUUCUUUUCUGUAUGUGUUUUACACCUUUAGGAUAUCAGAGAGGUUAUUUGAGGACAUUCAGUCGCUGGCAAACCGAACAGACUGCCGUGUGCGUGUAUAUACCUUAGUCUCAGCCCUUGUGACAAGCCGCCGGGAAUGACUGUACAUCAGUGUUUGAUUGACAAAGUUGCUGCUUGUGUGUGUGUGUGUGAUCAUACGUGCAGCUGGGUCUUUUUAUAGAGCUUCAUUGUGAGUCAGACCCUAGGAGGCCGGCGUUUGGCUGCUGUACACUGCUUGCAUAAAUAAACCUGUUUAUCGCCAGCACUUCUGUCUCUC
Haplochromis burtoni (Burton's mouthbrooder) is the source of this 7689-nucleotide messenger RNA. It is a transcript of the gene cep112, whose product is annotated as centrosomal protein 112. Bases 243 to 3047 code for a protein of 934 amino acids. NCBI's taxonomy places the organism in Eukaryota, Metazoa, Chordata, Actinopteri, Cichliformes, Cichlidae. The record is from RefSeq and is a predicted model, not a curated record. The transcript is spliced from 27 exons.